UGCGCUCGCUCGUCAACCUACAUUGAUACAAGCUUGUGGGACAGGUCUCUUAUUCGGAGCUGGUGAUUUAAUAGCACAAAAUAUUGUAGAAAAAGACAAUGAUAAGUAUGAUUUCAAAAGAACUGUAAGGAUGGUGGCAUUUGGAACUAUAAUCGCGGGUCCAGCUAUUGCAAAUUGGUAUAGAUUCCUCGAUAAAUUUGUAACAAUAAAGAAUCCAAAUAAAGCACUCCUUGCUCGAGUUGCAAUAGAUCAAGCAUUUUUCGCGCCUUGCUUCAUAGCCGUGUUUUUUGGCGCACAAGGUGUAAUGGAAGGGAAAUCUCGUCAGGCGAUCAUGCAAAAGUUAAAAACGGCGUAUCCAAAUGCGCUUAUAAACAACUAUAGAAUCUGGCCAGCCGUGCAAUUAAUAAAUUUUCGUUUUGUGCCAUUACAACACCGGUUAAUGGUCGUCAAUGUGGUGGCCCUCGGAUGGAACACGUAUUUAUCAAUAGAAAAUCGACAGAGCUCAAAAAUAGUAGACAAUUAG
Ambispora gerdemannii is the source of this 523-nucleotide messenger RNA. NCBI's taxonomy places the organism in Eukaryota, Fungi, Glomeromycota, Glomeromycetes, Archaeosporales, Ambisporaceae. The record is from the annotation of a GenBank genome assembly.